AUGUUUAUCAAACAGAUCAUCAUCCAGGGCUUCAAGUCCUACAAAGAUCAGACUCACAAUAGCAACUUCUUUGCUGCCAUUCGAUUCGUUCUCAGCGACAAAUACACUCAGCUUGGUCGCGAGGAGCGUCAGGGUCUACUUCACGAAGGUGCAGGAUCUGCUGUCAUGAGUGCAUACGUCGAGAUCAUUUUCGACAAUAGUGAUGAUCGAUUUCCCACCAAUACACCUGAAGUCAAAAAGGAUGAAUACAGCUUGAAUCGCAAGAAUACUACGAAGAACGAGAUCAUGAACAUUCUUGAAAGCGCGGGCUUCAGCCGACGUACCGUUGCGGGAACCGAGGUAUACGAGACGCGAAGAGCUGAAUCUCGACGGAUCAUGGAAGAAACACACCAUAAACGGUCCAAGAUUGACGAUUUGUUGGAGACGAUCGGAGGACGGUUAGGAGAGUUGGAAGAGGAGAAAGAAGAGCUUCGACAAUUUCAGGAGCGGGAACGAGAACGAAAAUGCCUCGAUUACACGAUAAACCACCGCGAGCAGGAGCGUCUGCAGGAACAACUUCAAAGGCUCAAUAACGAACUCGACGGAGGUGUUGAACAGACCGACGACAACCGUGAAGCCCUCAAACAAAGCGAAAGGCAGUUGGAAUCGCUGCGACAACAGAUGAAGCUACUAAGCGAAGAGAAAGCUCAGUAUAAAGAAGAGCGAAUUGAGCUGUUUAGAAGCAAAGCCCAGGCGGAGUCUGACAAUGCUGCCCAACAGGCGAUCGUUGAGCGUAGCGAACAGCUCCGCGCGAUCCUGCCGACUUUCAACGCAAGGCGGGAAAACGAACAAGCAACCAGGCAGCGCUUAUACGCAAAACAGGGCCGUCAAGCCCAGUUUCGCACAAAGCGAGAACGCGACGAAUGGCUUCAACGGGAAAUUGCAGAUCACAAGGAGGAGGCCGACGAACUCGAGCAGAACAUUGAACGACUUCAAAGCGACAUUGCCGAAAUGCGGGAUCGCAUCGAAAAUCUCCAGCAAGCGAAGGAGCAGCGCGACCAGCUGUGGAGGGAGGAGGCGAAGCUAGGCAAAUUCGAUACGGCGGAGAUCGCACUCGGCAAGAUGAUGGACCAGAACACUAUGCGCGGUCUCAAAUCUAUCCGCCGAAUUGUGCAACAACAUGAAAUUGAAGGAGCAUAUGGUCCCAUCGGAGAAUUGUUCGAAUUCAAUGAGAAAUACAAGACUGCCGUUGAAGUCACUGCCGGAAUGUCGCUCUUCCACUACGUGCGACUCAUUCAAUUGCUUCAGCAGGAGAAGGGCGGACGCUUGACAUUCACACCUUUAAAUCGCCUCAACCCGAAACAGACCAACUUACCCAAAGCUAGUGAUGCUUUUGACUCCGCAUAUGAGAAGUCGAUGCAACAAGUAUUUGGCUCGACUAUCGUGUGCCCCAAUCUUCAGGUCGCUUCACAAUACGCUCGAAGUCAUGGUGUCAGUGCCAUCACACCCGGCGGUGAUCGAUCGGAUCGCAAGGGAGCUUUGACUGGUGGUUACCAUGAUAACCGCAACUCGCGUCUUGACGGUAUUGUCAGUGAACGCAGAGACGAAAUCGACCAACGUGUGACCAAGGCCAUGAGUGACUUGCAAAAAGUCGAGCAGAAGCGAAACCAGCUUGAAAAUGGUUACGGCCCCCUUCGAGAGGAGCUCAGAAGGAGAGAGUUUGAUCUCAAUAGUCGCCGCGACGAGCUUGAGCGCAAACAGCAUCAGCGCGAGCAGGUGGAGGCUUUGAUGAUGAAUCUCAGCGCUCAACUCAGUGCAUAUCAAUCUGAAUUGUCCAGCGACUUUAAGAAAGCGCUGAGUGCUCAAGAGGAACAGCAGCUAGACACCGUCAAUACCCAGCUUCCUGAUCUUAGAAAGCAGCACGCGGCUGCAAGCAGUGAGCUCUCCAGCCUGUCGGAACAGAAGACAACCAUUGAGCUGGAAUUGAAGGAAAACUUACGUCCCCGACUGGAUCAGCUGCAAUCGUUCGAUGCCGAGACAGGCGAUGCCAGAAGCGGCAGCAGUCUCACGGCCAAGAUGAAGGAGAGGCAGGCGGAUCUCAAGAGAGCGAGCAAGAGUCUCAGCAAUAUUGAUGUCAAGCUGAAGGAGAUUGAAGCAUCCAUCGAAAAGGCACAAGGAGAAUUUUCCACAGUCGAAAUCGAGCGCGCAAACCAGAGAGCCGAAGUGGAGCGUCUUGAUCAAGCGAUCAAAAACUACCAGCGGUCGAUAGAAAAGGGCGCGCAAAGACGAGCUGGUCUGACGAACCGAAUCAACGAGCUCAAGACCCACAUCAACAGUCUUGGAGCCCUGCCUGAUGCCGCCUUCACAGCUCAAUACCAGAACAUGAACCUCAACACAGCGCAGACGCGACUACACAAAGCUCAGGAAGCCCUCAAGAAAUACGGUCACGUCAACAAGAAAGCCUUUGAGCAGUACGUUCAAUUCGAAAAGCAGCGCGAAGCCCUCGAGACGCGUCGCCAGGAGCUCGACAGCAGCGACGCCAGUAUUCGCGAGCUCAUCGAAGUCCUCGACCAGCGCAAAGACGAAGCCAUCGAGCGUACCUUCCGCCAAGUCAGCAAGGAAUUCGCCACCAUCUUCGAGCGCCUGGUCCCGGCUGGCAAGGGUCGUUUGAUUAUCCAGCGCCGCAUCGACCGGCAAACCAAUGGCGCCGACGAAGACAGCGACGACGAAGCCGGCCAGCGUACCGGUGUAGAAAAUUACAUCGGCGUCGGUAUCUCCGUCUCCUUCAACAGCAAGCACGACGAACAGCAGCGCAUCCAGCAGCUCAGCGGCGGGCAAAAGUCCCUCUGUGCCUUGGCCCUGGUCUUCGCCAUCCAGGCAUCGGAUCCCGCGCCUUUCUACCUCUUCGAUGAGAUCGACGCCAAUCUCGACGCGCAGUACCGUACGGCUGUCGCGCAGUUGCUGCAGGAGAGCAGCCAGACGGGCCAAUUCAUCUGCACGACCUUCCGACCGGAGAUGCUCCUCGUCGCGGAGAAAUGUUACGGCGUCAGCUACUUGAGCAAGGCCAGUAGUAUCGAUGUCGUCAGCCGAGAGCAGGCGUUGGACUUUGUCGAAGGCCAGAUCAGUGGCAAGUAA
Dissoconium aciculare CBS 342.82 is the source of this 3114-nucleotide messenger RNA. Its product is annotated as putative chromosome segregation protein SudA. Lineage: Eukaryota; Fungi; Ascomycota; Dothideomycetes; Mycosphaerellales; Dissoconiaceae. The record is from RefSeq and is a predicted model, not a curated record. Gene Ontology annotation, biological process: mitotic sister chromatid cohesion. Gene Ontology annotation, molecular function: double-stranded DNA binding; ATP binding; protein binding. Gene Ontology annotation, cellular component: chromosome. The transcript has 18 exons. Bases 1 to 3114 code for a protein of 1037 amino acids.